CAGCACCCAAAGAAAAUCAUACUCACCCAACUUCAUACAUUAUUCAUUCAAGCUUCCCAUUUCUCAACUCCUCAAAUAAGCACUUAUUAUCUUAAGCGCGUUUGUAAACUUAACUUAUAACAAAACAAAACAAGUUGUUUCUUUAGUGGUGUGAGGAGGAUGGGUAUUGAAAGAACAGGACUUAAGAGUUUUCGAAGCGGAUGGAGUGUGCCACCUAAGCUUUGUGAUUCUUGCAAGCUUUCUUCUGCCGCGCUUUUUUGCCAUUCUGAUUCCGCGUUUCUGUGCAUCAAUUGUGAUUCCAGGAUUCAUUCUGGUAACAAACUCUCCACGCGCCAUGAGCGCGUCUGGAUGUGCGAAGUUUGUGAACAAGCACCAGCCUCCGUCACGUGUAAAGCUGACGCCGCUGCUCUCUGCGUCACGUGCGAUUCUGACAUCCACUCAGCAAAUCCACUCGCGCGCCGUCACGAGCGCGUUCCCGUCGAACCUUUCUUCGAUUCUGCCGAAUCCGUCGUGAAAUCCUCCUCCGCCGCUGCUGCAGCCGCCGCUUCGUUCAAUUUCGUCGUCCCUUCCGACGACGGAUUCAGCCACGAGGACACCGAUGCAUCUGCGUGGCUGAUUCCGAAUCCGAAUUUCGGAUCUAAACUCGCCGAAACUCCAGAUAUCAAAACCAGAGAGAUGUUUUUCUCCGAUAUGGAUCCGUUUCUCGAUUUCGAUUAUUCAAACAACUUCCAGAACAAUAAUUGCAACGCGAUAAACGAUAGCGUAGUUCCGGUUCAAACCAAACCUACUCCGGCACCGAUGAUGAACCAUCAUAACUCAGAAGCUUGCUUCGACAUCGAUUUUUGCAGAUCGAAGCUAUCCUCGUUUAAUUAUCCAUCACAUUCUAUUAGCCAAAGCGUUUCUUCUUCUUCACUUGACGUCGGAGUGGUGCCGGACGGGAACAUGGUAUCGGAGUUUUCAUAUACUUUCGGUUCGGAAUCAAUGGUGUCAGGUGGUGUGAAUAGCAAUAGCAACAACCAAGGGGUGCAAGGAGCAACUCAAUUAUGUGGAAUAGACCGUGAAGCGAGGGUUCUGAGAUACAGAGAGAAGAGAAAGAACCGUAAAUUCGAAAAAACAAUUCGUUACGCUUCGCGAAAAGCCUAUGCAGAAACCCGGCCUAGAAUCAAAGGCCGGUUUGCGAAACGAACCGAAAUUGACUCGGAUGUAGACCGUCUCUAUAACCCUGCAGAACCUCUCACCGUUCCCGGUUCACUUUUAAUCGACUCUCCGUACGGUGUCGUUCCGACGUUUUAGAAAACAAGAAUCGAAGGGGUAACCGAUAUGAUACUGCUCAAUUAUCAACUGAGCUGGUUUAACGAGAAUCUCCUGGUGGUGGGAUGUGUUAGAAUAAUACUAAUGAUUAGUGAUUCUAUGAAGCGUUGAUUACUAUUUUGAUUAGAUUUGGUGCAGUUGUACGGUGUAGUGGAGGAGCAGGAUGUCUGAAAUUGAAAAGAAGGAAAGAGUUUAGGGGUGAUAGUAUUAAUCUGGAGUAGAAUUAGAAAGUGUACUGUAAAAUGCAUUUCACUGUUUAAUGUGCUAUUUUGAGUAAAAAAGAAGUGUCUUUUUCUAAUGGGAUCACGGAUCUCUUUCCUAGUUUUUAUUGGAUGGGGUGCCACUCACUCUCCAACUGUAU
Vicia villosa (hairy vetch) is the source of this 1672-nucleotide messenger RNA. Its product is annotated as zinc finger protein CONSTANS-LIKE 5. Gene Ontology annotation, molecular function: zinc ion binding; protein binding. The record is from RefSeq and is a predicted model, not a curated record. Gene Ontology annotation, cellular component: nucleus. Gene Ontology annotation, biological process: regulation of flower development; regulation of photoperiodism, flowering. Bases 160 to 1293 code for a protein of 377 amino acids. The transcript has 2 exons. Lineage: Eukaryota; Viridiplantae; Streptophyta; Magnoliopsida; Fabales; Fabaceae.